AGCGGCUUCACUCGGAGCUCGUGUGUCUGAUGAAACAUCUCACGGAAUAAACUGACGUUCGAGUCCACGCUCUCGAGGUGUUCUUUAGGAGCGCUGCGCAAUGCAACGGAACCAGUAAUUCACCAGCGGCUCAUUCACUGCCCAGCAAAGCGACGUUAAUUAAAUCGCAUGGCCGGUUUCUGUACAAUGUGGGCGUAAAGAGUAGGACAGUCAUAAGAGAGCGAGGUCUUGUGGUGGAUAACUUCAACUUUAUACAGUGUAACAACUCACUGGAGUAUCGGAGCUCUUCAAGCUGUAGCUAUGGUGAACAGCCAGGUUGCAGGCGGCGCGUGUGCGUCCAGGUCGUGCGCGGGCUGUGGGGGUCGCAUCGCUGACCGUUUCCUGCUCUUCUCCAUGGAGCGCUACUGGCACACGCGCUGCCUCAAGUGCUCGUGCUGUCAGGCUCAGCUGGGAGAGAUCGGGACCACCUGCUACAGCAAAGGAGGCAUGAUCCUCUGCAGAACAGACUACAUCAGGUUGUUUGGGCACACAGGGGCUUGCAGUGCAUGUGGUCAGUCCAUUCCCGCCAGUGAAAUGGUCAUGCGGGCACAGGGCAGUGUCUACCACCUCAAGUGCUUCUCCUGUGCAACGUGCAGAAACCAGUUGGUCCCCGGUGACCGAUUCCACUAUGUAAACGGCACCAUAUUUUGCGAACACGACCGGCCAGGAGCUUCGCUUCUUAACACACACUUGCAGAGCAACCCAGUGCUACCCGACCAGAAAGUUUGCUGAAGGACUUCCCGUCUUCUUCGCCUCUUCCUCUCUCUCUGUUUACCCUCCAGUGUCCUUCUCAUCACAGCUCUUCACUAACAUCCUCCAGACACUCGAUGCACUUAUGUUUUUACCGCCUAAAUUCACAGACUUGAAUGAAAAAGUCUCCUCGAGAGAGAGAGAAAGAGAAAGAGAACGAGUUUGGGCUGAGAGCGACGGAAACAUUUCUUUAUAUCUGACUUGGUCUGAAACUGUGGUGGAUUCUGCAGUACCUCUCA
Messenger RNA from Labeo rohita (rohu), 1028 nucleotides. RefSeq names its product LIM domain transcription factor LMO4-B (gene lmo4lb). The coding region runs from base 301 to 771 and encodes 156 amino acids. The transcript is spliced from 5 exons. The record is from RefSeq and is a predicted model, not a curated record. NCBI's taxonomy places the organism in Eukaryota, Metazoa, Chordata, Actinopteri, Cypriniformes, Cyprinidae.